AUGGGAAGAACCGGCUGGGUGUUGCUUAUCCUACUGAGCACUGAAAUCAAGGACAUCCUAGGGUGCUUCUGUGAUAAUUAUCCCUGGAGUUCCUGGUCCAGCUGCUCAAAGACUUGCAAUUAUGGAACUCAAAGCAGAUCAAGAACCAGGGACUUCAAUGACUAUUAUUUCAAGAAUUCAUGUGGCUCGUUGUGUACAUGGAAAGAAUCUCGGGCAUGUAAUCAACAGGCAUGUCCAGUCAGCUGCCAGCUCAGUGACUGGGGAGCUUGGUCACAGUGUGAUCCAUGUGUUAAACAACAAAUACGGGUCAGGUCUCUGUUGCAUCCAUCUCAAUUCGGGGGGCAAGCCUGUGCUGAACAGAUGCAAGAUUUCCGGAAGUGCUUCCCAACAAAAUUAUGUAACAUAGAAGAAAUUAAUUGUGAGAAUAAAUUCCAGUGUGAAAAUGGACGCUGUGUUUCCAAAAAACUAGAAUGUAAUGGAGAAAACGAUUGUGGAGACAAUUCCGAUGAAAGGGAUUGUGGGAGAAUAAAGCCCGUCUGCAACAAACGAGCCAACCUCCUGCCCAGCAUUCAGCUUGUAGGCCUUGGAUAUCAUCUAAUGGCUGGAGAAACCCGAGGGGAAGUACUGGAUUAUUCCUUCAAUGGAGGGGCCUGUGUUCUGGUAAAGAGUGAAAGGAUUACAUAUCGUGUGCCUGCAAACCUGGAGGCUGUCAGUUUUGAGGUAAAAAAUGAAGAGGAUGAAUUGAAAACACAUUACUAUACCGACCUAAAACCCUUUGUCCAUAAUCAUGCAGAAAGUAGGCGUUCAGGGGGAAGCAGCAGAACAACUUCAGGAAUCCCGUAUUUUUUUGGAACAAUAGAAAACAGAGUAUCUGCAUCAUCUUCCUCCUUCCAUGAAGCAAUCAAAGCAUCUCAUACAAUGAACUCCAACUUCAUUAGGAUUUACAAGGUGGUUGCGGUGUCAAACUUCACAGUGAAGCCAUCAGACUUGCAGCUCUCUGGCGUGUUCUUAAAGGCCCUCAACAGCCUGCCUCUGGAAUACAACUAUGCCCUCUACAGCCGGAUAUUUGAUGACUUCGGGACUCAUUACUACACUUCUGGGUCAAUGGGGGGAAAAUAUGAUCUUCUUUAUCAGUUUAAUGAAGAACAAACAAAAAGAUCAGGCUUAACAGAAAAACAAAGGGAAGACUGUGUGUGGAUCGAGACAAACCGUUAUACAUUCUUCUUUCCUCGUUCAGAGUUUAACUAUCGUUGCUCCAGAAGUCAAAUUACAGAGCACUCUGAAGGUUCCGUUCUGAAGUCAUCUGAGCGGUCUAUUUCCCUGAUAAAGGGCGGACGAGCUCAGUACGCCGCAGCUUUAGCCUGGCAAAAGAAAGGAGCUUUCCCGGGACAAACUGUCUUUUCUGAUUGGUUGAACUCAGCCAAGGAAAAUCCGGUUGUGGUUAAGUUUGAGCUGGCCUCCAUUUUGGAUUUGGUGAAGAACAUUCCAUGUGCUGUGACAAAACGCAGACAUCUCCACAGAGCUCUUUCAGAAUAUAGGGAGAGGUAUGACCCAUGCCGGUGUUCUCCUUGUCCCAACAAUGGGCGACCUGUUUUGUCUGGAACGGAAUGCCUGUGCGUGUGUCAGGCUGGAACCUAUGGUGAUAACUGUGAGAUACGAGCACCAGAUUACACAUCAGUUGCAGUAGACGGUUACUGGAGCUGCUGGUCUGCCUGGAGUCCCUGCGAUGCCUCUUGGAAGAGACGAAGGAGUCGGCAGUGUAACAACCCCUCACCCCUGAAUGGAGGAAAGCCUUGUGAAGGUGAAGAGGAACAGGAAGAAGAAUGCUAUGUUUCAUUAUUUGCAGAUAGGGGGGCUCCAUGCAUAAAUGAUGAUGAAGGUCGAAGAGAGAUAGAAAUGUUCGAGCCUGAACCUGAGUCUGGAUGCCUGACUCCUGUACCACCAGAAAAUGGAUUCAUUCGGAAUGAGAAACCUUACUACUCAGUUGGAGAAGAGGCUGAAGUCGUCUGCCUGGAUGGACAUAAUCUCAAAGGAUACCCGUUCCUUAGGUGCCUCCCAGACAAAACGUGGAAUCAACAGGCUGUUGAAUGUGAAUCAUCAACUUGCCCCAGGCCAUUGGUGUCUGACGCCGUCUUGAUUUCCCCAUUUAAACUCCAAUACCAGAUUGGGGACACCAUCCAGAUGAGUUGCCCAGACGGUUUCAUUCUCAUGGGCCAAAAUAAAUACACCUGUGGGAAUGUCCUGUCCUGGACUCCUGCUAUUCUGGAACCUCUGUCUUGCAAGAAACGUCAGCAAAUCAGUUCCAAAGGCAACUGCAGGCUUGGACAGAAAGAGGUGGAAUCUCAGUGUGUGUGUAUGUCUCCUGAGGAAGACUGUGACCUCAACUCAGAAGAUAUCUGUUCACUGAAUGUCACAUCUGCUGAAGCCUUCACAAAAUCGGGCUGUCAGUAUCUGGCGGAGAAAUGCAGGGGUGAGGAUCGGCUUCACUUCCUCUAUCUCAGACCCUGCAACAAUGACACCAGUUUGAACUGGGCCAUUGAGAGGGCAAGUCUUUCAGCAAACAGCACAAGGAAAGAGCCCUGCGGUUACAACGAAUGCUAUGACUGGGAAACAUGUUCAGAACAUCAGUCAGCGUGUACCUGCCUGCUUCCAUACCAGUGCCCAAAGGAUCAAGGGCCUUUCUACUGUAUCCAGAUUGGAUCUGGGCAUCGGAAGAGGACAUCCACCCUCUGUGCAUGGGGGGCGAUGAAAUGUGGCAAGAUGAGGACAGAACUGUUAUAUCCUGGAAAGUGUUCACCUUAAAACAGGGCUGAAUGCAUUCACUCUUACAGAAGGAGACAAAUACAUUUCAGUAACAUC
Molecule: messenger RNA, 2859 nt
Organism: Sphaerodactylus townsendi
Lineage: Eukaryota; Metazoa; Chordata; Lepidosauria; Squamata; Sphaerodactylidae
Product: complement component C6-like
Exons: 17
Coding region: 1-2802 (933 amino acids)
Biological process (GO): immune response
Cellular component (GO): membrane attack complex
Molecular function (GO): protein binding
Source: RefSeq, a predicted model, not a curated record